CGGUCACAGUGACUCAGGCAGAGACUGCCGACUUGGAGAGAAUUUGACCACUGGUGAACUACAUCAAGGAUGGAGCGAAGGUUGGGACUAAUGAAUAUGUUAGUUUUACUACUAGUGGCUGUGCUGGUGGUAGUACCUGCCACUGCCAAACCAGCAGGUCUGUUCGCUCGCUUAUUCGGAGCAACGGAUGUAACGGAUGUUUCUGACGACACCGGUGGAUCAAACUGCGCGGGAUGUGCAAUAAUCAUUGGUAUUGUUGAGCAGCUAGCUGAAUUCGAUAAUAGCACGGUGGAGGCGGCUCUAGACAAACUGUGCACUUACCUGGGUAGCUUGAAGACGUCAUGUCAACUAGUUGUGAAUAUGUACGCUGAGGAAGUGAUUGCGGCCCUGGAAAAGAAAGAAACACCUGAUGUGAUUUGCCACACCCUUGGGUUCUGCAAAACACCAGCCGGCAAGCCCAUGUGCCACAUAUUCCCUUUGCCAUCAGCUUUGCAGCACAUGGCACCCGAUAGGCUCUCUGAGCACGUGCAAACACUACACACAGGAUACGUGCAAAGAGCAAGAAUGCACAAGAAUUCAGCAGUACGUCAGGCGGCAACGGUCGGCUCAGCCUUGGUAGACUUUUGCAAAUUGCCAGGUAUAGAAGAAAUUUGUAAGAUUGUGGAGAGGUGGACGAAUGACAACCGACCGCUUGAUGAUCUUGACCUGGAUGGGUUCUCUAUGUUGCCAACUGCCCGCGGCUCUGCAUGGCGCGGUAAAGACUGCAAUGAUUCCAACGGCGAUACUCAUCCUGGGCGACAAGCAGUGGAUGGUGAUGCAAUGGCCGACAGUAAUUGCAAUGGCAUCCUAGGCUCAGACUCGGCUGGAAACACGUAUGAGGAUCUAUGGUGCAAUGGCAGUGUGAGGUACGGAACUGCUGUGCUUGGUGACAGCAUUGGUGCACAUUUUCAUAUUCCGCCAGAAUGGAUGAAUGUCACUGAACUGAGUGAAAAGGCAUUUGCCAAUCUUCUAUACAUCCUGACUAACGAACUGGACUGGCCGCAGCUCAGCACUGCUACUGGGCACUACAAUUCUAGCCGGUGGCCCGAUGAGAUCCACGGACCCAUGGACUCACUCUACCAGCGCAUGUUUGAACUGAACCGCUGUAAUCACCGUGACUACCAGAACAUUGCCGUCAACGGUGCUCGUGCCACGGCCAUGGCUGAUCACAUUGUUCUCACACUCUCCCGUCAGCAAACACGCGAUCAGCCGCUGCUGAUAAUGCUCGAAUUGGUGGGUAACGAUGUGUGUAGUGGCCACCCAGACUUCAGUCAUAUGACACCACCAGAUGUGUACCAUGAUGCACAGCUAAAGACGUUGAGAUACCUGGACACGAUUCUGCCUCGUGGCUCUCACAUUCUCCUGGUUGGCUUGGUGGAUGGGCGCUUUCUGUAUAACAACAUGCACUCCAGAAUUCAUCCCCUCGGUGCUUUCCGCGGUGACGUCACCUACCAGAAUGUUUAUGAUUACCUCGACUGUCUUGGCGUCACUCCCUGCUGGGGAUGGCUGAAUUCUAAUGAAUCCAUAAGGAACGCCACAACGGAGCAUGCCGAGCUGCUGAAUGCACAGCUGCAGAAAAUAGCCGAUACGGAGAAAUUCAACAACUUUGACGUCCUGUACACUAUGUAUGACAUCAACGCAGCCGCCAAAGAAGCUGCUAAGUUUGGCAAGCAGCCCUGGCAGCUGGUGGAGCCUGUGGACGGCUUCCAUGCUAAUCAACUGAGUAACUCCCUGACCGCUGGACUCCUGUGGAAGCUUUUUCAGCAGGAGCGACCAGCAUGGGUGCCGGCUGCGAAUCCGCACAAUGCUGAUAUUGUCGGCAAGUUUGGAGAUCAAGGUGGCUAUUGAUCUCGCUUUCAAAGCCGAGUCAAUCGCGAUGACUGCCACGUCUGUGGUGCACAAUUACCGUAGCGGUAUCCUACAAACACCAUCAGAGACCGUGUGUUUCUUUCGGUCCAAGAACAAUUUCCUUCGUGACUGCCACUGUGGCUAUAUGAAAGUACCUGGGCAGGACUGCUAGAGUUUGUUUAUGCAUGUCCCGACUGGUGGACAUGCAUACCAAUUGAUGAGACCGGGAGUGGUGUACAUCAAAUGGCCAUGGCUCAAGCAGGGUCUGAAAACCUGUUGUCAAAUUCACGGUCGAUAUAAUGUAAUCAUGCUGAUUCAACCUUUGGGCAACUAACUUACUAGUCCUCCAGUCCCUAGUCGUUACACAAUAAUUAUAUCAAACCAUGAAAUAUUCAUUUAUACCAUGAUACUAAGUCACAAUUUACAAAUUUGAAUUUUCCAGUCUAUUUAUGGUUUUACUUGUUUCCAAUGGCCUGUUUGAUAUAAUUCUUCUAUAUAGAUUUUACCCUGUUUCUACUAUGAAUUCGACGCGAAUAGUUCCAGUUUGACUGUGACAUAGAGUGACUAUGUGACAUA
Molecule: messenger RNA, 2463 nt
Organism: Sycon ciliatum
Lineage: Eukaryota; Metazoa; Porifera; Calcarea; Leucosolenida; Sycettidae
Product: acyloxyacyl hydrolase-like
Exons: 2
Coding region: 70-1887 (605 amino acids)
Biological process (GO): negative regulation of inflammatory response; lipopolysaccharide catabolic process
Molecular function (GO): calcium ion binding; acyloxyacyl hydrolase activity
Source: RefSeq, a predicted model, not a curated record